GUGAGGGGGUGAGUGAGUGAGUGAGUGGGAGCGGGGUGAGGGGGUCACUACUGGAUGCGCUGAGCCGGGGGGGUCUCAUGAGGAGCCGAGUGAGUCCCCGUGCUGGGGGGGGGCGCCAGGCCCUAUGGCCGCUCCACCUCCUCCACCACCUCCUCCACCACCUCCACCUCCUGCUCCCCCCGCUGCUGCUGCUGCUGCUUGGCGUGUCGGCGGGCUCCGCCACGGAGCUCACGUUCGAGCUGCCCGACAACGCGAGGCAGUGCUUCUACCAGCACGUGGCGGCGGGGGCCCGCGCCUCGCUCGAGUACCAGGUGAUCACGGGGGGCCACUACGACGUGGACUGCCGUCUGGAGGACCCCGAGGGCGGCGUGCUCUACACGGAGACGCGCAAGCAGCACGACAGCUUCGCGUGGACGAGCGAGCGCGGCGGCCUCCACAGCUUCUGCUUCUCCAACGAGUUCUCGACCUUCUCGCACAAGACGGUCUACUUUGAGCUGCAGGUCGGGGACGAGGCCCCGCUCGUGCCCGAGAUGGGCCGCCGCGUCACGGCGCUCACCCAGAUGGAGUCAUCGUGCGUGAGCAUCCACGAGGGCCUGCGUGCGACGCUGGACUACCAGACGCACCACCGGCUGCGCGAGAGCCAGGGCCGCGCGCGUGCCGAGGAGCUGCGCACGCGCGUGGCGCUCUGGUCGCUGGGCGAGACGGCGCUGCUGCUGCUCGUGGGCGCCGGGCAGGUGCUGCUGCUGCGCGGAUUCUUCAGCGAGGACCGCCGGGCCCAGACGGGGUUGUAGCCCGCCCGUCCGCGUGUCCGUGUGUCCGUGUGUCUGCGCGUCCCCGUGGUUUGCGUGUCUGCGUGUCUGUGUGCCGGUGUGCCAGCGCGUGUUGUUCUUGUACGUGCGCGUCUGCUUCACGUAGCUGCUAAGUGCGUUGCUGUGUGCGUACGUGUGUGCUUAUGUCGAUGUGUGUGUGUGCGUGCGUACGUGUGGGCUUAUGUCGAUAUGUGUGUGUGUGCGUGCGCCUACGUGCACGUCUUUGUUGUACUCUUGGGGAGCGGUGGUGUAGCGGUUGGCGCUACGCUGCGCUACGAACCCGAGGACCCGAGUUCGAUUCCUGCUCACGGUCAACGCCGGUGACGAUUAUCUGAACCGGUCUUGGGCCUCCCGUAGGUCGACUCAGCCUCAAAUGAGUACCCGGUACGGUGCUUAAAAAUCGCCACUGGGGAGACAAAGGCGGCCGGGCGUGGUGCUGGCCACCCACCCCCUCGUGUGCCGAGCCGGCCUUCACAGGUGCUCGCUAACAGCACUUGCCCCUCCACUCUGUUGAAGGCUACACGGGGGACGCUUGCCUUUUGUGUCGUACUAUUGGCCACCCUCAUUAGCUUUGCCUCGGCCACCUUGCCGUGCCCCCAAGCGUUCCGUGCCCUCUCCGCCACGGCCGCCUCGCCGUACCUGGACACCCUUGGCCACCCCUGAUGGACGCCUCAGCCCCCUUCUCCCCACCGCUGACGUUGUACUUCUGCUGACGGUUUCGGAGCGGGGCUCGGUGUCUCUCGGCGCGGGGUGAGGCACGUGGGGUGAGGAGCACGGGGUGAGGAGCGUGGGGUGAGGCGCGCUGGGUGAGGCGCGCAGGGGGUAUGAACGCCGAUCCGUACCGAUCCGUGCCACCUCUGCCCCUCGCCCUGCGUUCUCUGGCUCAUCCUGUAGCACCUCGUGACCGCCACGCACUCUGAAUAUCAUUCCCGGGUAUUUUUUGACUUUAUUAUUAUUCGUCGUAGUAUUAUUAUUUGUGAGUCGUGUGACGAUUGCGAGGUGCCGGAGGCGCUAUUGAACGCGUCUUGAGUGUAAGCGUCCGCGUUUGCUGCGGCCGCGUUUGCUGCAGCCACGUGAAUAAACGGAGUCACUGCGGCGGCGGUGGCGGAGCGAGG
This is a messenger RNA of Lethenteron reissneri (Far Eastern brook lamprey), 1924 nucleotides long. Its product is annotated as transmembrane emp24 domain-containing protein 3-like. The record is from RefSeq and is a predicted model, not a curated record. Lineage: Eukaryota; Metazoa; Chordata; Hyperoartia; Petromyzontiformes; Petromyzontidae.